UCGGUAUCCGUAGAACCAGACUAUUUAAAUACGUACUACACAACACGUGUGCGCGGUGUGAACAUAAAAGAAUGGCAGAACACAUGGAGCAGGUAACAACAAAUGGUCCCAGCAGCACCACAAAUGGUGAGACUGCACACCCAGAGACGAAGGCUGGCGACGGGGAAGAAAUGACCUCAAAAGAUUAUUACUUCGACUCAUAUGCACAUUUUGGCAUUCAUGAGGAAAUGUUGAAGGAUGAAGUUCGUACCUUAACAUACAGAAACUCCAUAUACCACAACAAACAUUUAUUCAAAGGAAAAGUUGUUCUGGAUGUUGGUUGUGGUACAGGUAUUCUUUGUAUGUUUGCUGCUAAAGCUGGAGCUGCCAAAGUUAUUGGGAUAGAAUGUUCUGGUAUUAUAGAUCAUGCUAAGAAUAUUAUAGAAGCAAACAAGCUGGAUAAAAAUAUUUACCUUGUGAAGGGUAAAGUAGAAGAGGUAGAGUUACCAGAAGGCAUUGAGAAAGUAGACAUUAUCAUCAGUGAAUGGAUGGGAUACUGUUUAUUUUAUGAAUCUAUGUUACAGACUGUUCUCUUUGCUAGAGACAAGUGGCUGGCACCAAAUGGUAUGAUAUUCCCAGACAGAGCUACACUCUACGUUACUGCGAUAGAAGAUAGACAGUAUAAAGACGAGAAAAUCAACUGGUGGGAUAAUGUAUAUGGAUUUGACAUGAGUACCAUUAGGAAAGUUGCAAUAUCUGAGCCAUUAGUGGAUGUAGUAGAUCCUAAACAGGUUGUUACUAACUCCUGUCUUAUCAAGGAGGUAGAUAUAUACACGGUACAAGAGAAGGAUCUCCAUUUUACCGCACCUUUCCAUUUGUCAUGUCGGAGAAAUGACUAUGUUCAUGCACUGGUUACCUUCUUCAACAUGGAGUUCACCAAAUGUCACAAGAGAACUGGUUUCUCUACAGCCCCAGAAGCCCCCUAUACCCAUUGGAAACAGACUGUGUUUUACUUUAAUGAGACUGACUUAACAGUAAAGAGAGGAGAGGAAAUCACUGGUACAGUCACAAUGCAACCAAACAAGAAAAAUAACAGAGAUCUGGACUUUGAAAUUGACGUUGAAUUUGAGGGGGAGUUGUCAUCUAUGAAAGAGACUUUAAAAUACAAAAUGCGCUAGUAUCAUCAUAUAGCACCACCUGUUGCCAUGGAAACAAAAUUAGUGGAGUACACAUGAUGUACUACGGCCUGACUGUGAUAUAUAAUCACCCGGAUUGAUGUAUCGUACCUCGAACCAGUCCUACCGAAGAGGCCUCCAGAAGGGGAAAUUUGGACCCUUUAUGAAAUAGACUAGAUAAAAAAAAAUUAUAUAAUCAUUACAUGUUGAAUAGUAUGUUAUUGCAUGCUACAUUUGUGUCCUCAAUAGUGUGCUUCUAUACUGUUUUUAAAAUGUAAUCAAAUGCUAAGGAUGUUUUUAAAAAUCUUUAUUGUGAUAAAGAGUUUGAAGAACAUUCUCAUUAUAAAAAAAUCAUGAGAAAAAAAUGUUAUUCUAAGUAAUAAUUAUUGGAAGUAUUUUGAAGUGUACUAAGACUUAAAGUGGGAUAGAGAAAGUUUUUAUUGAGAAUUAUAGUUAAUUGAAUUAUAUUUUUGAAUUUCAAAUUGCUGGGAGUAAGGUUAUCAAUGUUGCUGAACUGUUAUGAAUAAUGUUUUAGCCCUACAUUUUAUAUCAACAUGUAAAUUGUAAUUUAGAUCAGAAUUGAGAUUGUAGUUUUGAAAUGUUGAAAGUUUAUAUGUGUACUUUGAUAAUCUGAUGUAGACUUUAAAGUUAUUUUAUAUAAUUAGAAAAAAAAUUACUUUGGAUAAAUCAUUAUGAAAUUUACUUGCAUUUGUCCAUUAAACAUUAUGACUUGUUUAGAAAAAAAUAUUGUUGUAAUGUAUGAAAGAUUUAUUUUAAUUCUUGUUUACUUUAUUAGCAAAUUACAAUGAAAGUUAUCAAGUUGAGAAGAUUUACAAAUCAUUAUUGAACAUAAUAGUAAUGUAACUAAUUGAUAGUGAAAAAAUAAAGAGGCAUUCAUAUGUUUAACUGCUAAAUAACUUGUACAGGUAAUGUUUUAUGUUGUUAAUGUAUUUUUGUUUAUUAAUGGACACAUAGGACUUAAAUCUAGACACAAUAGAAUGUAUUCUUUUAUGUUAAUGCCUCUGAAAGCUUCAUUUUCAAUGUGUUGAAUUUUCGGACCAAAUGAAUUGUGUUUCAUGAAUAUACAUGACAUGAAUAGACUGAUAAUAAGAAGCAUUAAAGAAGCAUUUAUAAAGUCCCAACUUGUCAAUACAAGUUGGCGAGUAUGUAAGAACACAAACCAGCCAGAAGUGAAUGUAAAACAAUUACAGAAAAUGGCUGUUGUAAUAUAAUGCAAGGGAUUUUACCCAGCACUUUUCAUGAUGAAAAUCUUGAAUUAGACAAUUUUUAAUGGCUUUGGACUCAGCCAAUUGUCACGAAUGUCUUGCUACAGUAUUAGAAAAAGAAGUUGCAUUCUUAAAGCUUUUUGAUGCUUUUUUGUCAUGUUGGAUUCAAAUCAUUGUACUUUCAUUUCAUUUUCAUAAGUGGCUAUAUAAUGUUUUGCAAUGAUAUUAUUUGACCCUGUGCUAGUACCUUGAAACUUGCAUAGGUGCACUCUAGUAGUCAUGUCUGAAGCUGAAUGUACUUUAUGCUGUACAUAAGAAAUUUGAAAUAGACAAAGAAAGAAAUUACUGUUGUCAUGACAUGAAAAUAUUUUAAAAAAUUUGGAUAAGCUUAUUCUUAACCAUUUUUUCGUAUGUUUAUUUCUGGGCAGGGAUGCCUGAUAUGAAUUACACUGCUGUUCUAAAGUUGUUUCAACUAACUUUGGUUAGUUGACAAAUAUUUUAUCUUAAUAAAUUUGAGAACUUUGAGAGGUUCUUUCUAAUAUUUUUUUUGGACAAAUUUUUCGUAUCCACUUUUCUAGAUUUUUAGUCUUUCAUGCAUUGUUUCAUGUUUUUAAUCACCCCAUUGUCACUUAUUAAUUGUACAUUUUGUAAUUGUUUGCUUUUGUAGGUCAGCUGAAAUGACCUUUCAAUAAAAAUCAUGUGCAACAAAAA
Molecule: messenger RNA, 3091 nt
Organism: Ruditapes philippinarum (Manila clam)
Lineage: Eukaryota; Metazoa; Mollusca; Bivalvia; Venerida; Veneridae
Product: protein arginine N-methyltransferase 1-like
Exons: 10
Coding region: 72-1157 (361 amino acids)
Biological process (GO): peptidyl-arginine methylation
Cellular component (GO): nucleus
Molecular function (GO): protein-arginine N-methyltransferase activity
Source: RefSeq, a predicted model, not a curated record